This is a messenger RNA of Heterostelium album PN500, 516 nucleotides long. RefSeq lists its product as uncharacterized. Lineage: Eukaryota; Evosea; Eumycetozoa; Acytosteliales; Acytosteliaceae. Bases 1 to 516 code for a protein of 171 amino acids. The record is from RefSeq and is a predicted model, not a curated record. The transcript has a single exon.
AUGAAUAAAGUUAUAAUCUUAGUUGUUUUAGUUGCAGUGUUCUCUACAUUUGUCGAUGCUACAUCUGAUUGUUGUAUUGGAUUCGUAGGAUUUGAUGGAAUUCCAUUUUGUUCCUAUGAACACUAUAACUCUGCAAUGUAUACUUGGCACUGUUCAGGCCUUCUCGGCUAUACCAAUGGUGAAACAGUUUGUACUUCAUGCUACAGUCGUCCAGGGCCAGGUUUGAUUGCUAUUAUCAUUGUCGGCUGUAUGUUGGUGCUUAUCGGUUUUAUUGUAGCAUGGUUCAGAUACAGAAGACGUCAGCAACUGGUGAACAACUACCUUGUCAGUGCUACCAAGCAUCAUGAUCACUGUGUAGCCACACAACCACCAGCACAAUACUACGGAUAUCAACUAGUGCCACAAUACCAUCAACAAGGAAACGGAGCAGUACUCUACAGUGGUGCACCAUAUCCAAAUCAAUAUCCAACACCUUAUCCAACUUCAAGUGUCUCUGUAACUGCCAAUCAUCAAUAA